This is a messenger RNA of Coregonus clupeaformis (lake whitefish), 2111 nucleotides long. RefSeq names its product solute carrier family 25 member 35 (gene slc25a35). The transcript has 5 exons. NCBI's taxonomy places the organism in Eukaryota, Metazoa, Chordata, Actinopteri, Salmoniformes, Salmonidae. The coding region runs from base 1080 to 1976 and encodes 298 amino acids. The record is from RefSeq and is a predicted model, not a curated record.
AUGAGUAGGUGUGUCCAAACUUUUGACUGGUAGUGUAUGUUUAGCAAAUUUGUAACAUAUUGUACAAAUAGCAAUCCGUAACAUAUACAAAUUGUAAUUUAUAACAUAUCAUAUAAAAUGGAUGAUGGACAUCCACAUAUUAAUACAUACCAUACGCAAUGUAACGUAUCAUACUAAUUGGAGUGUCCCGGAUUCACGUUUACAGUGAGGGAUUCAAUUAAUCUGGCUAGGGCGCCCGGGUAGACAUGUUUCGUACCCGGUGAAAGUUGAUUGCAUUCGUUUUGGAACCGGACUGCCUCCCAGGCGUGAGCCAGGUGCUCUGCUCAAAACCCAAUGCGAAAUCGGCUUAAAACAAAAGUGACAUAAUUAAACACAUGGAGUAAUGAGUAGGAAUCUGUGUUUUCACAUGCAAAAGUGAUUGCUUUUGAUAAAAUCACUAUCUGCCUUCCCAAUGAAAACUGGUUUAAAAACUCAAACAUAUUUGAUGGAAAAGAGAUAUUGUAUGUUUCUUGAUGAUACACCAUGCUGCCUUGUUGAUAUGACCGAGAGGCGCAGAUUACUGUUCGAUUUGGGAAGGGCGCUCACCGCUUUUGCCCGUUCACAUCACGGGCCAUAGACCGGUGCCUCGCAUCUCAUUGUAAUCAAAUUUCCCCUAUGUUACGUCUACCCCUGAGUCCAGGUUGGCCAACCGUACUCUGCAUUGUGCUUUGAUCGUCCAAUCAAAAUAAGCCGGAUGAAGGAUGUGCUUAACUCAGCGUUUUCAUUGGCCAAGAAGACAAGCCAAGGCUUUGGAUGGAUUCAUCAGCACAUUGCAUACGUAAUAUGUGCGCGCUGGUCAUGAAUAGCUGAUGAACAUGGCAAGGACAGCUAAAAGGACAGACGAAGGCAAUGAAUACUGCGUAGAAAUAACCAUAAUGGAACAUACAAACUAUUUUUAGGGCGCGACCGAUUGUUUAUUAUCGUCACGCUUUAGUCUGUGACCUUGGGAUUUUGACAGAUUCGUUUAGAACGGGGGAUUUGGAAUCCUACAUAUCCGUCAUAUACCGCAUUCACUUUGCUAAGGUCGAGCCCACUUAGCAAUGGAUUUUAUCCUGAGCGGGGCAGCUGCCUGCGGGGCUUGCCUGUUCACAAACCCACUGGAGGUUGUCAAAACUCGGAUGCAAUUACAGGGAGAGCUCAAAAGCCGGGGGACAUACCAGAUUUACUACCGCAACGUUUUCCACGCUUUUUACACUAUCGGCAAAGUAGAUGGACUCGCUGGUUUACAGAAAGGUUUGGUACCGGGACUUGUCUAUCAGUUUUUUAUGAAUGGAGUGAGGCUUGGGUCGUAUUCAAUUAUUGAGUCAUCUGGAUACAUCCACACGGACGGGAGGGUUAGUGCAGCCAAGACCACAGUUGCAGGGGCUGCGGCUGGAGUAGUUGGGGCAGUGAUGGGAAGUCCCAUCUACUUGGUGAAGACUCACAUUCAGAAUCAGGCCACUUCCUCUAUAGCUGUUGGACAUCAGUAUCAACAUCAGGGGAUGGUCCAUGCUCUGGCAGCGAUCCACAAGCAGCAUGGUAUCCUAGGCCUGUGGAGGGGCUCCAGUGCAGCUGUACCCAGGGUCAGCGUGGGGUCAGCUGCUCAACUCUAUUCCUUCGCUGCCUCCAAGGAGCUUGUCAUCGACCUACAGGUGUUCCCAGAGGGCAGCUGGCUGGUGGCUCUGUGUGCAGGUAUGAUCAGCAGUGUGGUGGUGGUGGCAGCCAUGACACCCUUUGACGUGGUCAGCACACGGCUCUACAACCAACCUGUGGAUCAUACAGGCAAGGGAGAGCUCUAUAAGGGUUUUGGGGACUGCUUCUCGAAGACACUGAAGAAGGAGGGUGUGACAGGGCUCUACAAAGGCCUGGGUGCAUCCUACUUCCGUCUGGGGCCACACACCAUCCUGUCUCUACUGUUCUGGGACGAACUGCGGAAGCUCUGGCAGCAGCACAGAUAGUAGCCAGCCGGCAGGCAGGGCAAGCUCUACUCUGCCAGCAACACAGAUAGUAUCAGGAAAGGGAGACUCAGGCUGUGUUCCAGGCCAUCUGCAAAGCAGUUGCGCUGCAUAAAUUAACCAAUGAUUGCCACGUCA